UAUAUUAUUACUCGAAGUCGAUGAAAAAACCGUCGUUGUUUCAGAUCAUUAUUAUAGUGCUAAGCAUACCAACGACUACGGGGAGGACGGUGGGAAAUCUUCGGGUGCGGGAAGGAUCACCUUUCAAGAUCGCAAUAUUUGCAGACCUCCACUUCGGUGAAGACACGUGGACUGAUUGGGGUCCUGGUCAGGAUGUGAACUCCGUUAACGUUAUGUCCGCCGUUCUCGACGCUGAAACUCCAGAUUUUGUGGUCUAUUUGGGAGAUGUUGUGACGGCUAACAACAUAGCAAUCCAAAACGCAAGCUUGUUUUGGGACAAAGCAAUCUCUCCUACAAGAGACAGAGGCAUUCCAUGGGCUACUCUCUUUGGUAACCAUGACGAUGCUUCUUUUGUUUGGCCUUUGGAUUGGUUGUCUUCCUCCGGUAUUCCUCCCCUUCGUUGCCCUGCAGCAUCAGAUGAUGAUGGAUGCACGUUCAGAGGAACUACGCGAGUGGAACUGAUUCAGGAAGAAAUAAAGUCAUCCAAUGCACUCUCAUACUCCAUGAUUAGUCCUAAGGAGCUAUGGCCAAGCGUAUCUAACUAUGUCCUUCUUGUGGAAUCAUCGGAUCAUUCGAAACCACCCGUGGCAUUGCUAUAUUUUCUUGAUUCGGGCGGUGGUUCAUACCCGGAGGUUAUCUCAAAUGCUCAAGUGGAAUGGUUUAAAACCAAGUCUAAUACUCUUAAUCCCUAUUUAAGGAUCCCGGAGUUGAUAUUUUGGCACAUACCUAGUAAAGCAUACAAGAAAGUAGCUCCAAGGUUAUGGAUAACAAAACCUUGCGUUGGAUCAAUCAACAAAGAGAAAGUUGUUGCUCAAGAAGCUGAAAAUGGGAUGAUGAGAGUUCUUGAGAACAGAUCCUCCGUUAAGGCAGUGUUUGUAGGACACAACCAUGGACUAGACUGGUGCUGUCCGUACAAAGAUAAACUCUGGCUUUGCUUUGCGAGACACACAGGUUAUGGUGGAUAUGGAAAUUGGCCAAGGGGAUCAAGGAUUUUGGAGAUUUCUGAAAUGCCCUUUCGUAUUAAGACCUGGAUUAGGAUGGAAGAUGGAUCUGUCCACAGUGAAGUUAACCUAACAUAUGAUUAGUCUAUUUAUCACAUAUGUCAAACUUUGUAGAAGUAAUAGUGCCUAUAGUUGUUGGUAGGUUUGGUCACUGUAAACUUGUUAAGUGACAAGAAAAACUGCUUUCCAUAAGCCAAUAAAUGAACUGAUGAUUGGUUCAAGAC
This is a messenger RNA of Arabidopsis thaliana (thale cress), 1264 nucleotides long. RefSeq names its product purple acid phosphatase 16 (gene PAP16). Gene Ontology annotation, cellular component: extracellular region. The transcript is spliced from 4 exons. Gene Ontology annotation, molecular function: hydrolase activity. NCBI's taxonomy places the organism in Eukaryota, Viridiplantae, Streptophyta, Magnoliopsida, Brassicales, Brassicaceae. The coding region runs from base 21 to 1124 and encodes 367 amino acids. The record is from RefSeq and is marked reviewed.